AUAAGUAAAGGGCGCUAGGUUUGACACGGUCUUCGCAGUUGGUUCGUCUAUGGGGGAGUUUUGCUCUAAACCGGAGAGUGGGAAUUCUCAAUCACAUCCCGGUGUUUCUGCUGUUGGUACUCAACAUGCUAGGUCAAGAGAAAACAAUGUCCCUAAUGCUUCUACAGCAACAGCUAGCUUUCUGUCUAACAUGUGUGACACAAUAUCCCGCUUACAAACCGAAAGUCAUUUACCCUCAAACGCCCCACCACCAGGUUCGCGGAUAGCUCCAAGCCCUGAACAGGGUUAUGCCAAUAGUAUUAAUCGAAAUGGAAGGUCUGAUAGUUUUCCAAGUGGAGGUCCGGUGCUCACAACUGGGCCUCAUGCAGGGUUGUUAACUCCGGAAGAUAUGCUUGCUGCAGCACAGAUUUGUAGCCAUCUAAGUCAGUCACAACUCAACGCUCUGGCGGCUGCUUACCAUCAACAGCAGCAGCAAAUUCAACGCUCCGUUGGUUCAAAUGCUUCAGGAACUCCAACUCUUGGUCACGUCCCAGGAAUUACAUUUGCGCAGGCUCUAGCGGCCGUUACAUCUAUAUCGAAGUCAUCAUCUCCUACUAUUCCUCUCAGUGUUCACAGCUCUCAACAGUCACCUCGAUUGCCGGUACAUUCAGUUCAAACACCUGUACAUCAAGGGAACCAAAAACGCCCCCCUAGUGGUCAGUCACAGUUUCACUCAGGACAUCCUAUUCAAAUGGGUUCAACUACAUCUGGUACUCGUCCAGCUUCGGCGUCUCAGGCUGUUCUUCAUCACCGCGGAAGUCAUCCAGGUCCUUCAGGAUUCGGGACAAUGAGUUCUCAUGUCAGUCCAUCACAGUCGAUUACCUCACAUCUGGAUCAUAAUUUGCACAAUGCACAUCAUCAGACAAGGGCUUCACCAUCACUAUCACCCAGUCCUGGAAGCAAUAUUUACCAAAAUCGUCGUUCACAACUGGCCCCCCCUUCAACUCAUCCAAACAAAAGACCUCGUAUUUCCUUAGGAUCCCAACUACCACACUCCAUUUCAUCCUUACCUUCUGCUCAUGUAACAAAUACAAUUGCGCCGGCUGAGAUGGAAGCUUUGUUGGGGAGUGUUGUUGCUAGUAAGGCGAUGGCAAGUAUUGCAGCUGGUUCUAACUUUCUUAACCCAAACGCUUAUUCUGCAGCCACAGAAGUUGCCGCUGCAGCCGCAGCAGCCCUCACGCCUUUUUAUACAUCCAUUAAUACUAGUAGCUUAUCGAACCCAUCAUCGGUCGCCACUCCAAAUCAAGCUGCUUAUCAACCGCAUAUUCAACAUCACGGUUCAUUCGGUAGUAAUUCAACUUCUGGCACUCAUUUAUUCAACCAACAACAUGUUUUACCAUCUUCCAGUUCGGCGUAUCCAGGUUCACUGAUGGGUACCUUACCUGGUUCGCUUCUAACCUCGUACAAUAAUAGACCAUUUCCUCAUGCAACUGCGUCUACCCAGGCGAUAACUUCCGGGCAAGCCCUAGUUAGUGCACCUGUCUUGGGAUCACAAACUGUAACUAGUCAGCCUCCAUUGUCACAUAUGCCAGCGAAAGCAUCGCAUCCAACUUCAGUCUCCCAAAUCCCUUCUCGCCUGAUUUCUGGCCAUCUUCAUCAUCCACCUGCUGCUACACAUCCUAGUCAAAGCAGUUUCCACCAGUCAAAUCAUCCUUUACCACAACCAGGUUCUCAACAUCAUGUGAUGGGGCAUUCUAAUCUCCCUCAAGGAAGUGGCGUACUUCGACAACAGACUAAAGAGCCAGCUUAUCACCCACAGGUUGAAGCCAUAUCCCCUGCUCCUGAUGAAUCUCGUCUAGUGGAUGCCCAAGAUGCAAAGCUUCAUCGUGAAAGGGAAGAAAUUAACCGUCAACUGACAGUAUUAGAUGCUGAUAUUAACAAACAAGAAUCUCAUCUAAGAAAUCUAUGUGAACGGGAGGCUCGUCUAACAGCUCGACUUGCGGUAGCACCUGCACGCGAUACAUCAAAUAAUAGUUUGAACGGUAACGAUCAUGAAUGUAAAUCAGAUAAAGGGGAUCUUGCUGUUCCGGAAGUAUCUUUCACUUGUAAAACCGGUUUCGAACGAAAUUACGAAAACCCAAUACAGGCAAUUAUUUCUGACAACCGCCAACGCACUCGUCAGCGUCAUCUCAUUUUCACAAGACUUUGUGGACCCAAAGUUCGACCUGGACCACAUGCCCUGCCAUUUUAUCGCCAACCGUCCGACUUGUCAAGUGUAAGAGCUAUACAAUCCAACUUUCGCAACCAUUUCCGUCCAAAACUUGUUGUUUAUCUUCAAAGACGUCUCCGUGCUGAACAAAGUCGUAUCAAUUUUUUGGCUCAACAAUACGGACGAAAUUCUAGAAUAUUUACCAAAAAGAUGGACAAAUUACUCAGUACGACCAAACGUCGUCAACGUGAUCUUCGUCAUCGAGAUAUUUUUGAGAAAGCGAUGCCGGAAGUUAAAAAAAAUCGCGAAGACAGGGAGAUGGGAAACACGGAAUACACUAAACCAGGGGUCGAGGAUGAUUCUGGCGGGGUUUCUAACCUAACUGAUGGUUCUCAGACUACUCCCUACGAUGCUAUAGAAGAGAUGAAUAAAUUAAAGGAAUAUGCGAUUGAUCCUCCAGUUAUGCUUGCACCUUGGCAGCGUCGAUAUCAAUUCAUAUGUGAAUCAGGUUUAAUCACAGAUUGUCGUGCUCAGCUUCAAGAAAAUCAAGAUCUGUCUAAGUGGUCAGAAGAAGAAAAGCAAAUAUUUAAAGAACGCUAUUUAGCCACUCCUAAAAAUUUUACUUCGAUAGCUUCAUACUUAGAGCGUAAAUCUGUUGCAGACUGUAUCCACUAUUAUUAUUUAUCCAAAAAGAAAGAAGGUUAUAAACAGCUGUUGAAGAAGCAUAAUGCUCGUCGACGGCGAGCAGCUCAGACUGAACGUGGAGGGGGCGGUGGUGCUGGUGGAGCUGCUAGCAAUUCAAAUGCUGGCGGGAGUAGCGGCAGCCAUAGUAAUAGUGGCAACAAUUCUAAUAUGAACUCGAUCCCUCCAUCUUCUGGUAAUUGUCAAAAUGGGCAUACGAAUAUAAAUUCCCCUCGUGGAGAGCGUAAUGAAGCAGAUGAAAAAGAUCCAGGAGGAUUAAAAAAUUCACAAGGUGAUUCUUCUGGGUUUCCUGAAUCUUAUGAAACAGCUGAGCAUAAGGAUGGUGAUGGAUACAGAAAUACUAAAAAAGAGACGCAUCAUGGUGGUAGCGGUGGGAGUACUGGUGCAAGAAAUAGAACCGGACGGGGUCGUCCACCACAUCAUACAAAUCAUUCUAAUAUCGAUAACCAUAAUGUUGGAUCUCAUGGGCGAUGUCGUGGUGGUAAUAAUUCUACUCGAAAUAACGUUGAACCCCAUAGUGUUCACGUUCCUUCGGAUGUCAAGGUACCUGAAAAUGAUACUUUAGUUCCUAUGAUCGACAAAGAAUCACGUUCUGGAGAUAAUGUAAGAAGUGAUCCUGGAGUACAUGUAACCGUUUCUUCUAAUACUAAUUCUCAGUGUGCAGAAUCUGUGACUGAUUCAAAUAAGCUGGCUCAGCAGCCCCGGACACAUCCUGCAGUAGUUUCCAGUUCUUCAACACGCAUCAAGGAUUUGAUUCACUUUGCUAUUGAAAAAAAUCUUACCAAGCCUCCAUCAUGUGAGAAUCAAGUUAGCACUACUGAAACUUUGUCUUCCCGUAUCUCUUCGACAGGUCCUAGUUCCUCUCAAUCUACUUCAACUAUGGCAAAUGUAAUUACAAACUUUAAGCAUAAUAAGAACCCUUCAACUUCAAUUUCAACUGUGAUCCCAAGUUGUCUAGUGUCUAGUCAUAUGGCUACAGAUAAUCCAGAUACAUCUAUUGUUUUUCCAUCGACAACUGCAGCUGAGAUUUACGCAGCUGCUGCUCGCUUUGCAGCUGUUAGCGCUAGCGUUUGUGGAAUGAAUACUGAUCCAUCAGUAAUGUCUGUUUCGUCCACGGUUGAUUCUUCCGGAAGUCAUAAACUGGAUGUUAAUAAGUCAUCUGUAUCUACUGCUUCCUUAUCAAGUAACCUACAUUCAAAAUCAGAACUGUCUGAUUUUGCUAGCGUGGAUGCAGCAAAAAAGUGGAUGUCUUCAUUUGUCCCAUCAUGUGGUUCUUUAAGUCUUUCUCAUCAAACUUCUGAUAGUCGUGUCAUGGAUCCAUCUGUUUCUAGUAAAGCAAUUCUUAUAGGAGAUUUUUUAACUGCUCAACAACUUGAUCGUGCCGAUUCAUCUAAUUGGGGUGGCAAUCACUCAAAUUCACGCCAAGCUGAUUACAUUGGAUCCUAUCAACUUUCUAGAUCUAUUGACCCAUCUAAAUUACCUGUCUGUGUUAGUCAUAUUUCUACAACUUAUGGAAAUUUUGAUUGUCACCCAGUACAAGAUUUUCGAACAUCAUCAAGUGUUUCUGAAAAAUGCUUGGGUAGUGAUAUCCUCGCUGAACAUGCUAUUAGAUUGGCUAUACAUGCCAAAGCUGCCGCUGCAGCCGCUGCAGCGUCGUCAUCGGUUAGUCAGUUUGAUGGUCGUAGUUCAUCUGUGUCGGAAAACAAUUUCAGUGGUCCAGAACGCUGUGUAUAUUCACCUCUGUCUCCAAGUCCUGUUAAAGCUGAUAGUUUAUUGUCACCUGCCAACCAUUCUACUCCUCCAUGUCAACCUAAUUCACUUUUGGGAGUACCAGUUUCUAGAAAUGAUACCAAUUACCAAUCGACAUCUUCAUUUACUCGCCAGCUAGAUAAUAAUCUUAAUUCUAUAUCUUUCAAACCAGAAAAUGAUCCUAACAUGUCCAUAAAUUCAGAUCAGGUGGCAUCAUUUAUUGCAAAUGCUAAUAAAUUAUAUCUAGAAGAACUUGGGUCAUAUACUUCUCGUGAUCGACCUGAUCCUAUGCGAUCGCUAACGGGUAACGAGUCGUCUCAGUUUUAUGGUGUUAUACAACAGUUACGGCAGCCAAAGGAGGAAAGUAGUUCUCUUCACCUUCCAAGUGCUUGUGAUGUGUCUGUUACUAAUAUCAACAUUCCAAAUCUGAAUUUUAGAGAUCAACAGUCGGAAUAUACGGGUAUGUGUCUACCACGUCCACAUUCAUCUGAGGGUGCCGGUAAUCAUACAUUUGGUUCAUAUAUGAAAAGUGAAUUAUCAAGAGGAACUCCAUCAAGAUGUAUACCAUCUAAAAGCCAAAACGAUCGCAUACAAACAUGUAGUAAUCCAACUGAACCCAGUCAAUUUGUAUCGGAUUCUGUCAGCCCGGUUAAUAAUAUAGAUUCUCAUAUUUCUUCUAAUUCAGACAAGCGUUCGUCUAUGCAUGUGGGUUUGAAUACACUAGAAAGUCAUAUUAAUAAGGUAAUGUGGAUUCUUUUCUUUAUUUUUAAAUCUUUGGGUAAAAAAUUGUGUUUCUCUCUGAUAUUCAGUGCUGUUUUUUCCGUUUAUGACAAUCACAAUUAUAAUCGUCAACCACCGAAUUGAUAACCCAAAAUUAUAUCACUAGAAAGAUAUCAUUGCUUAGUUUAUAGGCGUCCUAAUUUUCUGACAUUUUUCUACGUGUUGAAUUAUUUCGUAUAGUUGAACGUUUUUGUGUUGUAAACUUUAAACUAGUAUUUUGUAAUAAUAAUAAUAAUAUUUUAUAACUAUCGGAUGGGAAAUGUCAAAACAAUGCUUCUUCAAUGAGGCGAUUUAUCAUAAGAUUAUCUUUUGCUUCAGGAACAAUAGGUUAUGACAUACAUCUUAUUUAGUAAGACUAGUGAAAUGGAAUUGUAGGUCGAGUGCUUUAAACAUUCGAUUUUCAAAUGUUGGGACAUAAAUUUAAUGCUACUUUUCCUACUUCUGUUUAGAUAUAUGAUAAGAUUUCGUUACAUAUAUACCGUACUUAGUUCCAGUAGUUUUGAGGAGAAUUAAUUGGAAGUUAGUUUUAUCACAACUACUGUAUUUUGUGUAAGUUAAUAAUUGGAACCGUUAACGUUGUCAGUAUUCUUCGUCAUUUCGUCCUUGCAUAAUAUUUUUGACUACUAGUUCAAAAGUUCAUACACUACCUAUUUCAGGCUAUUACAGAGGAAAUACGAGCUCAAACAAUUUCAAGAAAUUCAUUUGUUCCACACAAAAUAUGUUCGCCUCAUCUACCUAGGACUCCAUCACCUAUUACCAAACACCGUGCCACACGUAAUUCAGAUUCUCAAUUUCAUUUAAAUGUUCCACCGAAGAAGCAGGAUCGUUCUAUUUCGCGCUCUCCUGGUAUGGUGAACUGUUCAAUGAUAUCAGGUUCUAGAGAUUCUUUCAAAAAUUCUUCUAAAAUCUCAGCACCUGAACUUCAUACGGCGAAAAUUCCUGCUGCUAACAAUGAAGAUUUUUUAAAUAAGUCAAAUCAAAAGGGGUAUACACAGAAACGAAAAAUAUCUGAAAUGUUCAAAAGUAAUUCAUUGUCUAGUAAUAUUGACUCUACAGUAGACCAUUCUACUUCGCCAGAUGGUGGUACAGAAUCUCCAAGGUUAUUACAAAUAGACUUAGCUGCCUCUGAGUUUUCACCCAAGGUUGUGUCGGGUGCAAUGAAUUCACAUCUUAAGGAUGUUCCUCACUACUUGUCAUGCAAUACUAGUAUUCGAUCUGUUAAAGAAUGCGAACGUGAUGAUUCCCUAGAUCGGUGGCCGCAUACAUACGGAAACGAGAACAAUAUAGACUGCAAUCAUAGUUCAACAGGAUUGUUAGAGAAUUAUAAUGUCGACUCAUCGGAUUCAGCUACAUUAAACUCACUAUAAACGUCUACUUUGUAUUUAUGAAUAAGGAAAUACAUUAAUAUAUUUUGAAACGUUGCCAUAGUUAUAUAUGUACUGUAGAAAAUGUUGGAAUACUAGUUUUUCUUUUUAAACUGAUUUAGUUCCAAAUAUGUUUGUUUUAAUCCGACAUUUAUUUAAAAUCAAAUCGCCAAACAUUGAAUUUCAGUAUCAUUUUUGAUGUGUGUCCUAUCGAUUCAUCGGAUAUAGUUUUUUUUUGCACUUGUGUUUUCCUUUUUGUAGUUCACAUUUUUUGUAAUUUUUUGAAUACAUGAAUGCUUUUGGCUUACAGACAGUGCAACAAACUUUAUUUUAAUGACACAUGUCUCUAAUAUAUGUGUAUGUAUGUUGCCCCAUGAACAAUUUCGUAUCAUUUUCUCACCCCCUCUUUUUCUAUCUCUGUAUGUUGUCCUCAACGUACUCUAUUCCUGCUUUUGAAACAUACCGGUUUAAAGUUCUGUUUGUAUAAAUCGACUAACUUGUCGCUUACAAUAGCAUAAAUGGUGUAUCUACGUAUUUCGAGUAAUGUAUGUACAAAAAAAAAACAAUCAAACUUCUAUUUUACUAGUUUCGUAUUGAUAUUAAUUGUUAAUCAGGAUUAUAAUAACAAUUAACAAAACUAUUUUAAGUGAUUGUAUAAAAUAGAAUUGUUCUAAUGUUUACUCUCAUACUAGUCGUUUUUUCUCGUAUUUACGUUACUUUAUAAUCAUUUGCCUUUUGCGUAGUUUUAAGUUCAUGUUUGAUUUUAAUCAGGUUUCCUUCGAAAAAACUUGGUUUACUUAUUUUCAUUGUUAUCCUGUUUAGAUUUUUUGUUGUUAUAAUUAGCACAACAACGAUGUGAUUUCCUCUCUUCCACAUUAUUGUUACAUUUGCAUUUUGACAUUUUGUUACCUAUAUGACAGUAUAGUUGUAUUUUUAUUGAACAUGAUAUGGUUGCGAAUGUAGAAUGCUUUCUGUUUACUAUAACCUUGGAUAUUGGA
This is a messenger RNA of Schistosoma spindalis, 7781 nucleotides long. The record is from the annotation of a GenBank genome assembly. NCBI's taxonomy places the organism in Eukaryota, Metazoa, Platyhelminthes, Trematoda, Strigeidida, Schistosomatidae.